Messenger RNA from Lacerta agilis (Sand lizard), 2013 nucleotides. It is a transcript of the gene GPATCH2, whose product is annotated as G-patch domain containing 2. NCBI's taxonomy places the organism in Eukaryota, Metazoa, Chordata, Lepidosauria, Squamata, Lacertidae. The transcript is spliced from 10 exons. The record is from RefSeq and is a predicted model, not a curated record. Bases 156 to 1688 code for a protein of 510 amino acids. Gene Ontology annotation, molecular function: nucleic acid binding.
CUCCCAGCGCCGCGGCUGCUUCCGGGAUUCCAUCAUGGGGGACUGAGGAAGCGCAGCAGCCCCAGAGCUGGCCCGGUGGACGGUCACCUUCCCCCGAGUCUCUGCGAAGCGGCACCCGCCUCCCCAGGGAGCGGCCGACGGCGGGCGCCGGGUACAUGUUCCGGGGGGCUGAGCCCAACCCGAGCAGACCUCCGGCCGCCAGGAAGAGCUGGCAGUUCAGCAAGACUAUGGAGGAACUAGUUCAUGAUCUGGUCUCGGCACUGGAGGAAAGUUCGGAACAAGCAAGAGGAGGCUUCGCAGAUACGGGAGACCAUUCUCGCAGUGUCUCUUGUCUUCUAAAACGCCAGGCCCGAAAGCGAAGGGGGAGGAAAAGACGUUCAUUUAACACCCAUCACCCCUGGGAGACAGGCCACUGUUUAAGUGAAGGCUCUGAUUCCAGCCUUGAGGAACCAAGCAAGGAUUAUAGAGAAAACCAUGCCAAUAACAAGAAAGACCAUAGCGACUCUGACGACCAGUUGUUACUUGCAAAACGCAGGCCGACGUCAAAUUUAAAUAACCUCAGAGGCAAAAGGCCUCUAUGGCAUGAACCCGAUUUAGCAGUUGACAAUCUAGGAAAUAGGACUCUGCGUAGGAGGCGAAAGGUGAAACGAAUGGCAGUGGAUCUACCUUCAGAAGUAACAAACACGCUGACCUUACCGCAGCAGCAGCAGGAUAACAUUAAGGAUCAGGAAAUGGACAAUGACAACAGAUCUUGCCAACAUCAAGAACUAACAAAGAGCAAAGUUAAAAAAAGGAAACUAGCAGCAAGUCGGCAAGGACCAGACAUUUUGGAUGAAGGAGUGGUCAUUGAGAAUGAUGAAAUCAACCAGACAAGCAAGGAUAAGAUGGAAUAUGAGGAGCAAAAGGGCUCAGAUGAAAACAUGAGUGACAGUGAAUCCAGCAGCCUGAGCAGUAGUGAUGCUGGUUUGUUUACCAAUGAUGAGGGAAGACAAGGUGACGAUGAGCAGAGUGACUGGUUCCAUGAAAGUGAACCUGGAGGUGCCUGUGGGAUCACUGGGAUCAUUCCCUGGUGGGAAAAAGAAGACUCUGCAGAACUGGAAAAAGAGUUGCCUGAUCCAGUCUUUGAAAGUAUUUUAACAGGCAGUUUUCCUCUGAUGUCCCACUCAGGCAAGAGAGAUUUCCAGACAAGGUUUAGUCACCUUCAUGGAAUGCCAGCAAGGAACAUCAAAAAGGCUGCUGGGAAUCUGACCACAAUGAAUACUGCUCCAGGCUCAUGCGUCAACAAGAAAGCUGCGCAUUUGUCCCAGGAGUCUCAUCACCAUGACCAUUGGUUUAGCCCUGGGGCUAGGAAGGAACAUAGCCAGCUUCAACUCCUGCGGGACAACCGAUCAGAGAGAGGACACAAGAAAAACAGUUCAGUGAAAACAGCUAGCAGACAGACAAGUGUGCAUUUGGGAUCCUUAUGUAUGGGUGAUAUCAAACGAAGGAGAAAAGCCGCACCACUGCCAGGACCCACCGGGUUUGUAGGUGAAAAUGCUCAACCGAUCUCAGAUAGCAACAUUGGCAAUAGGAUGCUCCAAAGUAUGGGCUGGACACCUGGCACAGGCCUUGGACCAGAAGGCAAAGGGAUAGCCGAACCAAUCCGAGCAAUCCAGAGGCCAAAAGGACUUGGACUUGGAUUCAGCUAACCGAAAGGCGCUCCAGCUGCUGUUCAGACAAGACGACGACCAACCUUUCAGCUUUGAAAUAACUAAAAACAUUCAGCUGUUCUCAGAAACAUCCAGUGAUUCUUACUGUAACUUUUGAAUACAGAAGCCUCAAUGUUUUCUAUUAAAAGCUGCAAGGGACCAGCCAUUAGGGCAGUCCUGAUGUUUGAACCCUAACUCUGUAAUGGUGCUAAUCUUUUUAAUUGUACUUUUUUAUUUUCUGUGGUCUUGACCAUUUAUAUUGUCAAAAUCCCCAAGAACUGAUUGGAUCCAUUCCCCCCACCCCUUUAAAGACUUGCCAACUGCA